Messenger RNA from Mugil cephalus (flathead mullet), 4354 nucleotides. RefSeq names its product modulator of smoothened a (gene mosmoa). The transcript has 3 exons. Gene Ontology annotation, biological process: negative regulation of smoothened signaling pathway. Gene Ontology annotation, cellular component: ciliary membrane; Golgi apparatus. Lineage: Eukaryota; Metazoa; Chordata; Actinopteri; Mugiliformes; Mugilidae. Bases 992 to 1495 code for a protein of 167 amino acids. The record is from RefSeq and is a predicted model, not a curated record.
UAUGUGUGUGUCUCUGCGUGGGGUGUCCGUCUGAUGUCAUUUGGCAUAAGGGGAGGUUGUGCUAGCUAGCGGUGGGCUUUGAGGUGGGAAGCAAGCACAACAAUAUCGCCGCCGCCGUCUCACCGCCCGGACUGGGGUUCACUUCUGGGCUGGAGCAGGCAGCGUUCAAGCCCGUGCUGUCGUCUCUCUGGGGCCCGGAGAAGAGAAGAGGAGGAAAGAGGAGAGAGAGAGAGGGGAGAAGAGGAGACCAGUACCAGAUACUAGCAGCGUCGAAGGAAGGAGAGGGGGCUCGUCUAGGCAGCAGCAGCAGCAGCAGGCGAGGGUGAUGGGUUUCUCGUUGUCCUGGCGGGUAGCGCUUAAACCUUAACUAAACUCUCGCUUUUUGCGAACUUGAGAAGACUUGCAUUUGCUCCGUCGGCGCCUCCCGCUGUAUGACAUUGUGUCCGAAAUGGUAGCGCGGCUGCGGGCUCGGCCCUCGAGCUGCCUCUGGGCCGCGGCUCGGGACACCGAGCCCGAAUCCGCGAGCUAGCUGUCCACCUAGCCGCCUGCUGGCCGCGGCUCUACCCGAUGCUGCUGCUGCCGCCGCCGCUGCUGCUUAACGGACUCUCACGUCAACAAAACCGGUUCGGGGCCUUGGAGCUUGGGGCGACCUUAUUGUUUGACCCGACUUGGGACUACACCGGGCAUUUGAGAUGUGACGCUUCUUCUGCGCCUCGCUUCUGAGCCCUUUUGUUGCCGCAGGCUCCGACUUCCUCGACUCCGAAGGGGGCACACAACGUUGCUGCAAAAUGCCCAGCAGAACCACAACAACAAGCUCCCGCUGAAGGGGGCGAGGUUAGGCUGAUCGCAACCCACCCUGUGUCCCUCAGCGACUGGGGUUAGCAUUUGGACGAGGGAACCCCCCCCCCCCUUCCACCCCCCAUCCCAUCCCACCCCACCCCAUAUAAUCCCCCCCCCCCACACACACACGCGCUGUUCGUCGCAGGACAAUAUGGAUAAACUAACCAUAAUCUCAGGAUGCCUGUUUCUGGCAGCAGACAUCUUUGCAAUAGCUAGCAUUGCAAACCCAGACUGGAUCAACACUGGUGAAUCAGCAGGUGCCCUCACGGUCGGCCUAGUCCGGCAGUGUCAGACCAUCCACGGCCGAGACCGGACUUGCAUCCCCCCGCGGCUGCCCCCAGAGUGGGUCACCACCCUCUUCUUCAUCAUCAUGGGCAUCAUCUCCCUCACGGUCACCUGUGGACUGCUGGUGGCGUCGCACUGGCGCAGAGAAGCCACCAAAUACGCCCGCUGGAUCGCCUUCACUGGCAUGAUCCUGUUCUGCAUGGCAGCGCUCAUCUUCCCAAUAGGCUUCUAUAUCAACGAGGUGGGAGGCCAGCCGUACAAGCUACCCAACAACACGGUGGUGGGCUCCUCAUACGUGCUGUUCGUCCUCUCCAUCUUCUUCACCAUAGUGGGACUGCUGUUCGCAGGCAAGGUCUGCCUCCCAGGUUGAGGCCUCCUCCGUGCUUGUCUCGGCACUGACACAAGAAGUCGUGAGUUGUUGUUUUUUUUGACGGGAUUUUUACGAGAACACACGGUGACGGGAAAUCGAAAAACGACUGCUCGGAAGCCUGAAACGGGGAAGUCACUGCUUAUGUGUCAAGGGGACCGCAGCACCAUGGAGUACCUAACUACUAAAAGCUGAAAACAAAUAACUGAACAUAACACUAAAAAGGGGACACGGGCGCAGAAGGGGGGGUGGGGGGGUGGUGGGUGGAGGAGCCUGAUAGAGGAUAGCCAAGGCUGCCGCAGCACCCUGCCACUUUUGAUUUAAAAGUCUCUGUCUGUUGUUCUGUUGGAAACCGGUGCUUAAUGCGCCGCCGUCAUGGCAACCGCUGCCACAAUGCUGGUGCACAUUUCUUGAGGACCACUACAGCCACUCCUCGGCUCGAUUCCGCCUGCAGAACCUCCCCCGGCACAGAUCUGCGCUGUCACGUCCGCUCCCGUCGCUAUUUUUGGCUUCUCUUAGCUUCUCUCAGCUCAUUUUUCGUUACACAAUUUGUGUUCUUUUUUUUUUCUUUUUUUUCCCCCUUCCAUUCCUGAUGCAGAAGAUUGAAAAGGUUGAGUGUUCGCUGAGACUCACUGGACUGGACCCCGCGCGGGAGGAGGGUCCUGCAUUUGACUUUAGAGCAGCUGUGAUCUCAGCUGGUCUGCGCCCACACACGGGCUGCCGUACACGGGAGGAAGGUGCGGGUGUGCUUCCCCUCAGCCUCCGGGGCGGUAGGACAGGUCGAGCGGCGUAAAGGAGAAUGCCACUCAGUGUAAGACCUUGCAUAAAACAGCGACGAAGUAUUACAGCUAUUCUGCUUGGCCGCAUCCAUCACGCCGAGUCAGGUCUUUUGCCAAUAACUAGAAGACUGUGAAUUAUAGAGAAUCAUCUUCUGAACGUAAACACGCCCUUUGUAGUUGUAAGUUUAAUUGUGUUAGGCGUAGCCACGUGCACAGUGGCCUUUUUUCUUUUUUUUUUAAAAUUAGUUUCAAAGCGUCCCCGUGGCGUCACAUGGGCCCACAUUUAGUUACACAUGGUGUUAAAAACACACGUGAAUACUUAAAAAACGGUGGUAUUCUCCUUUAAUGUUGGACAGGAAAUAAGCGAGCCAGGAGUAUGUUGUUGUUUUUGUUUGUUCGUUUGUUGUUGGGUUUUUUUUUUUGUUUUGUUUUUGUUUUUUUGCAACAUUUGAAGGACACUGGAACUGCAGGUCAGGUCCGUGCGCGGGGCUGUGCCUCAGUGUGUGCUGCUUGUGAGGUCUGUGAAUGCAACACACACACAAACACACAUUUACACUUGCGCGACCGCCGCAGUAUUCACUGGCUAUAAAUAGACCUCCAACCAUUAUUUUUUAUUGUGCAACUCGCAUGCCUGCCACCAUCAGGGUAAUGACUGAGGUAUAAUAUAACAUAAAUUAAAAAAACACACAAUAUUAGCAGAUAUAAUCAACUUCUGCAUCAAAAUGUUUAAAUCUGGGGUUUAAAAUAUUGAAAAAAAUUGUGAUAUUUAAUAUAUUUAGGGAAUGUCAACAGGAAUAUUCUAGCCUAUAUAGCCGAGGGCUUCAGUGUUUGUCAGGUCACAGACCCCAAACUGAUAGAGGGAUUAAGUAUUUACCUACUAUAUGUGCUCUAUAUGAAACUCGACCUAGUGCUAUUUCUAAAUUUACAUGAUUAUUCUAAUUUUGCAUUUAGUAUCAAGCUAAUUAAGCUAAUCAAACAUGUGCAGCAGUAGGGUGGCUGUGCAACCUGACAAACAUAUGUACAAACAUGGGAUUUCAUCUGGGACUGAAUAGGCUUUCUUUAAAUUUGUGGAGAAAAUAUAUAAAAAAAUGUCUAAUCAACCAAAUGUUUUGCGACCACCCUGCAGUACCGCCGCGGGCCCCCUAGGGGUCGCAAAUUCCCUGUUGAAGACCUAUGCUAUAUGGGAUUAUAUUUGAACAGAUGGGCGACAUUAAAGAAAAUGAAGCAGAUUUACUUCAUUAGAAACGUGACGCUUCCCAGACAAGUUUCGACAAGUCAACAGGAGCCUCUGCCGACUGGUUUCAAAGCUGAUUUAACAGGUGGAACUUAAAAUGUGGGUCAGGCACGUCGAAGCGUAUUUUUAGAUUUGAGUCAUGACUCAACGCCUCAAUUCCACGAAAGCAGCACCUCAUUGAAAAUGUCAUUAUUCAGAACAGGAUGCGAAAUUAGAUCAUAAUUAGAUGAGUCCAAAUAAAACCUGAAACGGAGGCAGCGCUGCCACAGUGAAGCCGGGAACCAGCGAGCGCUUGGGAUUUCUGCGGAUUUAUUUGCUUCCAAAAUUGUCGCAGCUCUUUUUCGUAUUCACAAACACGCACAUACAAUAAAAUAAACAAACGCAUAAGCUACAGACACUCAGAUAUCCCUCGAAGUGUGUGCAUGUGUGUGUGUUGAACUAAACUGCCCGGUCGCAAAGUCUUAGUUUGGUUUUGUAUUUCUGUUUCCCGCUCAGCUUUUCUUACUCUGACGAUGUAUACUGCUAAACUAUCCACCCUGCAGUGCCCUGUCUCGUUGGUUUAGUAUUGUGCCAUGACCUGUUUUUGUUAAAUAAUGUACAGACACGAAAAAGACAUGAUUUCUGUAUUAGGAAGCACUGUGCAUUCAACAGUAUAGGUAACAGACAUAGAAGCACUACAAAUGUAUAAAAAGAGAACUUCUUACCUCAUUGUUUUUUGUUUCUGCUAUUAUUUUCUAAUGGUGGCAACAUGUGUGCCCUCUAAUUUGUCUCUUGCCUUGAUCAGAUGUCUACACAUAAAAGCCUAUGAUCAUAGGGAAUUAUUUAUCACUGAAUAAAAAGAGAAAAAUG